This is a messenger RNA of Fomitopsis serialis, 1191 nucleotides long. RefSeq lists its product as uncharacterized. The transcript is spliced from 4 exons. The record is from RefSeq and is a predicted model, not a curated record. NCBI's taxonomy places the organism in Eukaryota, Fungi, Basidiomycota, Agaricomycetes, Polyporales, Fomitopsidaceae. Bases 147 to 992 code for a protein of 281 amino acids.
CUCUAGUAGCCGCAUCAUCACUGCCGAUCUACGAGUCAGGACGGCACUGCAUGACACACCAAGCUUCUGACAAGCGUCUUUAUAGAUUAUAAAAGACAUCCGAGGUGCGUUAGGGAGGACAACGCACUUAGUGCCGCCAUAGGAGAAUGUCUGCAAGAGUCUGGUUCAUUACUGGUUCGUCGACGGGGUUCGGUCGUGCGACGACAGAGGUGGCGCUCCAGAAGGGAGACAUCGUGGUUGCGACCCUGCGCAAACCGGAGGUCCUCGCUGACCUCACCAAGCAAUAUGGCCCCGACAAGCUGCUCGUCGUCAAGCUCGACGUUACCCAGCCACAAGAUAUCAAGGAUGCUUUCGCCGCUGGGGUGAAGCAGUUCGGGCGCAUCGACGUCGUGCUCAACAACGCGGGGUACGGCCUCCUGGCCGAGGUGGAGGGCACGCCGGACGACGUUGCGCGCGCGCUCUUUGAGGUGAACUUCUGGGGCGCGGCGAACGUCACCAGGGAGGCCGUCCGUGUCUUCAGAGAGGUCAACAAGCCCGUUGGUGGACGCCUCUUGCAGAUGUCCUCCAUUGCGGGCAUUGGCUCCGCUACGACGCUGGGCUACUAUGGAGCCGCCAAGCACGCUUUAAAUGGCCUCACGAAGGCUUUGACGUCAGAGAUGUGUCCCGAGUGGAACAUCAAGAUGACAAUCGUCGAGCCUUCCGUCUUCCGCACACCGGCCAUCAUGCAGAACCGCGUCUAUACGCCUCUGCACCCUGCAUACACGAAUUCGCCCUCUGCGGCGUUGCGCAACAGCGUGACAGAGGAGUUCGUGCAGGCUGCUCCGGACCCUUCCGAAGCGGCUAGCAGGAUGUAUACCGUGUCGACGCUGCAGGACCCGCCGCUCCACCUUCCUCUGGGUAAAUUAUCGGUCAUGAUCAUAAAGGACACCCUUACCAAGACGCUUGCCGAUGUGAACAACUAUGCGAGUUGGUCCGACGACCUGUCAAUGUAAUACAACCAAGUGUCAGACCCGGCGUUACUCGUUCAGACGAGACCCCACUGCGUCCUGUUCUCUACCAAGCCUUAAGAGAGGCUGUGGGCUGGGUCAAGCGCACCUGUAUGCCGUGCAGUGGGCGUUCUGGACGUAUCUUCGAGAACGUCGCCAGAAGGUCAGAGGGAAUAGCGGAUGAGCUGGAUUUAUGAGGCACGUC